Plasmodium reichenowi is the source of this 4370-nucleotide messenger RNA. RefSeq lists its product as hypothetical. The record is from RefSeq and is a predicted model, not a curated record. The transcript is spliced from 3 exons. The annotation marks the transcript as partial. Lineage: Eukaryota; Apicomplexa; Aconoidasida; Haemosporida; Plasmodiidae.
CUUAAUAAGAUUGGCUAGUAAAAUGACUCCCAUGUUCCAAGUUAGGGAAAUCCAACCGUUAUUUUCUGUUUUAUUAGAAAAGAUAAAUGUAAUACCUGUAAAGAUAUUAAAUAUAUUAGUAGAGGAUACACCCGCUGCUCAAUACUUUUACGAGAUAACAUGUCUAAAUGUAAAAAGGAAAAUUUGGGUAAUGUGGGCCCAAAAAUUUUAUGAAGAAAUUGAACAGUUGGUUGAAGAAAUUAUUAUUCAUAUGAAAUUAAAUGAUAAUCAUGAAUACAUAAAUAAUUUAAUAAAUAAAAUUAUAGAUUUUAUUGGAGAUGGUACAGAAAAAUAUUACUUAUAUAAUUUAUGUAUACAUAUUAUAAGAUUGAAAUCUGUAAAUACAAUAUUAAAUCAUAAUGAAUACCUUUCAUCUAAUCAUUAUAAUGAUAAUCUUAAAUAUGAUGAACAUCAUAAUAUUACCAUGACAAAUCAAACUAAUAAUAUUAACAAAAUUUCGAAAAAUAUUGAUAUAUAUAAUAAUAUAAUUAUAAAUGAUAAAAAAAAUAAAGAACCAAAUAAAAACUAUUUAAAGUUAAAUUUAAAUUUUAACAAUAUAUUAGAAAAUCAAGAUCUACAACAAAAACUUAUCAAAUUACAAUCAUGUUUUGAUAAUAUCAUGAAUAAUAAUAAUAAUAAUAAUAAUAAUAAAGAAAGUGAUGAUCAGAAAGAAAAGAUAUAUAGUAAAGAAAAUACUCCAUAUUAUUUACGACUUCACGAAUAUUAUCACAAUAGUACUUCAUUUAAAUAUUUAAAGAAAAGAAAAAAUGAAAAAUAUGGAAAAGAUAUAAAUAUAAUAAACCAUGAAAAGAUAUUAUUAAAUAAAAUGGAAAGGGAGACCGAUCCUAUGCGUCUUAUUAAAAAUCCACAGUAUAUUCAUAAAGAGGACAAAAUAUGCAAGAGAAUUUUAUAUCAAAAUAGGGAUGACAAUAGCGUUAAAAAAAUAAAAUAUAACAUGAAUGAUAAGGAUGAAAAUAAUGAGUUGGAAAAUAUAGUAUAUAUGGAAAGAAAUAAAAUUGAAGAGAAAACAAAGGAUUCCCUUGUUAAAGGUAAGGAGAAUGUAGAAGAGGACCACCUUGAAAAUAUUACAAAAAAAAAUAUGAAUAAUAAUAAUAAUAAUAAUAACAUAAGUCAUAGUAAUAUAUGCAAUAACAAUAUUACAGAUACAAAAGAGGAAUUUCAAAAAACACGUAAAAUUAAAACCAAUAACAAUACAUAUUAUGAUAAAAAAAACUGCUUACCCUUUGAUAAUAUGUUCUAUAGUAAAUUACGCCUACUUUUGUGCAUACAAUAUAAAGAGAAAUAUAAUGUUGCUGAUAACGAAAUGAUAAAGAUAGACAGAUAUUUUUAUUUUAUGGAAUUUAUUAAUAAUAUUAUUAAAGAUGGAAUAGUAAAUUUUAUAGAUGAAUUUAAAACAAAAGAAAUAAUAAAAAAAAUGCAAUAUAAUUUUAAAAUUACAAAUAUCGAUGAUCUAUAUGAAUAUUCUUUAUUACUCAAUAAUAUACAAUUAAAAUUUUCUAUUAUUGAAGGAAUAUGUUUCAAUUUUCAUAAAAAUAAUUUUGAUAUGAUAACACAAAAAUGUAAUGUACACUUUUGGAUAUCAUUAUUUUAUUUCGGUAUUUACAAUAACUUCUUCUCAUUAAUUAAAUAUGCUAUCGAUAAAAGUGAAUCCAUCGGUAAAAAAAAGAAAGAUAUAAAAAAAGAUCAGAAUGACAGACAUAUAACUAAGGGGGAAGUGGAUUCAGAUAUAAAUGCACAUGUUUAUAAUGAGAUAAUACACACUGAGGAAGAAAAAGAUUAUUAUGAAAAUAAAGAAAAUGUUCAUCAGGAAGUAAAGCUACAAAAUGAUAUCAAUGAAAUACACGAGGAGGAGCAAAAUGAAUAUGCUGAUAAGGAUGAAAUUGUAAGAGAUAAACAUUUGAAUAAUUGCCAAGAUGAAAAAGAUGUUCAACAUUUACAUAUAUAUGAAUUUUAUGAAAAUGGUCAAUAUUAUCAAAAUUAUGAUGAUGGUAUGAAAUUUUUUGAGGAGAAGGAGGAACCUGAUAGAAAGGAUGAAUGUGAUGAAAAUAAAAAUGAUGAUGAAGAGGAAGAUGAAGAGGAAGAUGAAGAAGAAGAUGAAGAGGAAGAUGAAGAGGAAGAUGAAGAGGAAGAUGACGAAGAAGAUGAAGAGGAAGAUGACGAAGAAGAUGAAGAGGAAGAUGACGAAGAAAGUGACGACGAUGAAGAAGACGACGAAGAAAAUGACGACGAUGAUUAUAAUGGUGCUUACAAUAAUACUUAUAAUGAUACUUAUAAUGAUGAUGAUGACUAUAAUAAUAUAUAUCAUGAAUAUAAUAAAGAACACCCUAAAAAAAUAAGUAAUGGUGGUAAUAAUAAAAAAUAUGGUCAUGUAUUUCCUAAGGUUUAUCCACAUCAUCCAAUUUAUAAUGAUUAUAAUGAAAGAAAUAAUUAUUAUGAAACUCAAGAGAACGAGGACACAUGGAAAAAUCAAAAGCAUAAAGGUAUAAAUGAACAUGAAAAUGAUUCGCAUGAAGAAAAAGAACAAUAUAUAUAUAACAAGGAAUUAUAUGAAAAAAUAAAAAAAAAAAAAAAAGGAAAAAAUAUGAAUAAGGAAAUAUAUUAUAAAAAAAAUUUAAAGGAAGAAUGUAUGGGAAAUGACCAAAACAGGAACAAUAAUAAUGAUAAUAAUAAUAAUAAUAAUUAUAAUAAUAUUCAUGAUAUAAAAAAUGAUAAAUACAAAUUAUUUUUUAAUUUUUGUAAGGAUAGUUAUUUGAAAAUUCCGAUAAUAAAUAUACUAAGAUAUAUAGUAAUAUCAAAUGAUAUUCCAAAUGAAUUUUUUUCAUUUUUUGACUUUUUUAAAGAAGAUAAUAUAGAAGAAUUAAAAUCAAUAAAAGAAAAAAAUAGUGUAUUGUUAUUAUCUGCUUUGUUAAAUAUACCACAACUUGAUUAUAUAAAAGUAAAAAAUUUUCUUUCUAUUAUUGAAGAAUUUUUUUACCUUGAGAAAAAAAAAAAAACCAAAAAUGUACAGAGUGAUAAUAAUAAUAAUAAUAUGAGAGACAAUUUUCAUAAUAGGUAUUCAACUGAAAUGAUUAAUGUGGAAGAAGGGAAAAAUUACUUACCAAAUGAAAUCUGCUUAGAUAACAAUAAUAUAAGGGACAUUCAAAUAUCAGCCGAAGAUUUAGAAUAUAGUGAUAAUAACCAUGUAGACAGUGGUUAUGAUAGUGACAUUAAUAGUAAUAAGUAUAAUAGUAAUAAUAAUAAACAGCAGCCAAAAAUAAAUAACAAUAAUAGUAAUAAUUAUAAAAGUGAUAAUAUUAAUAAUAAUAAUAUUAAUAAUAAUAAUAAUAAUAAUAAUAAUAUUGAUAGUAAUAAUGUUAAAGAUAAUAUGGACAUAAAUAAUAAAGAUGCCAUUAAUCAAAAUGAUAUUAGAGCAUCGUUUCAAAUUUAUGAAAAUGUCAACCUAGAAUUUGAUAAGGAAAAAAUGUUUAAUGAACAGAAAGAAGAGAGUAUAAAAAAUAUAGAUAAUGGAAAUGUGCAUAGUUUAAAUAAUAAAUAUCUUUUUGAAAAAUUAGGAAGAAAAUUGAUAAAUACUAUAUAUAAUAUGAGUAAAGAAAUUAGUGAUAAUAAAUUUUUAAUAAAUAAUAAUAUAUGUUCAAUAUAUAUAUAUUUGAAUAAUUGUUGUAAGAAAAAAAAUAUGCAAAAACAAAAUAAUAUUUCUUUUUGGGAUAAAGAUAAAAAUAUACAUACUUCUUUUGAUGAAAAUUCAAUUUUUUAUAUGCCAAAAGAAAUGAACGAAAAAUUAUAUAAUUGUAAUAAUCUUGUUAAGAAAUAUUUUCCUUAUAUUUUGAAAAGUUCCUUUUUCAUUUUUAAUAUUUUAAAAAAAAAAAGAUUGAUACAUAUUUAUAUAAAAUAUAUGUAUUUAUAUGAAUAUUUAUACCAUAUGAUAUUAAAUAGAAUAUUAUAUAUCAGUACAAUCAAAUUCUAUCCUUUUCUACAAAAUAUUAUUUUAAAAGAAUUAAAUUAUUAUUUUCAUGAUUUCAAAAAUGUAACAAUAAAAAAUUUUUGGAAAUUUUAUUUAUAUGCACACACUUUAAUUCAUAUCAAUAAUUCAAAAAGUAUUUUAACAAAUAAAUUAUUUCAUAAUAAUGCCAUUCAAUAUUUUAUAAAGCUUUUUUAUUAUCUCUCAUUUUACAACCCUAUCUUUUCUAUCCUUUUUCUAAACCUCAUACGGACACCCCUAUUUCAUAAAAAUAUUGAAAAUAAAAGAUUGGAAAUUUUACAAAAUAUAUGGAAUGGAGCACAUGAAAGAUAUUUUUUAUUUUUUUCUAAAA